GUUAUUACGUAGUUGACUUCAAAUAAUACCUACACAUUUAAAGUCGAAAGCAGACUUCAUUUUCUAACAAUUCAAUGGUCAUGCUAAUUUUUCAGUCCAAAUUGUAUCUUUAGAGGUUCUCUUCUGUUCAGAACAUUUUGAGCAAUACACUCUUUGUUUCAGUUCAAUAUAAGAGUGUACUGAUUUUAUACACUGCACUGAAAAUAAUUCAUCUCAAAAGUGCGUACUACUUUUUGCUAUCAGCCAUCAAUUAUUUUCAUUUUUCAGUUUUUUAGUAAUUUCUAACCAGAAUCUCAACAUUUUAAAUCUUUUUACACUGACAAUUUUCUGCUGCUUCUGGGAGAAAAAAAUGGCUUUGCAGCGAAAUCAUUUUACGAAAAUAUUGUCAGUUGUGCUGACACUUUCAUUUGUGGGAAUUAUAGCAAUGACAGUUGCAGAAAUGGGCAUGUUUUUCCCAACCGAAGCCAGUGAAAAAGGCCUGUCUGAGUCUGCCAUUGGUCUUAUUGCCGGAAUCCAGGAUGCUUUGGGAGUCAUUUGCGGAUUUAUGAUAUCAUAUUUUGUCCACUUAAAGACUAUGACACUCAUUCUGCGAGUCAAUUAUUUCGGCUACGCAUUGGCCAUCUUCAUAUUCGGUUCGAGCGUGUUUCUAGAUUCGAAAGCGCUCUUCAUUACUGUUGCAGCCCUUUCGCAGUUCAUUAUGGGUGUGACUUCGACGGCCUUAGCUUGCACUAUCGCUCCCAUACUAUUCGCUCUUUACCCGCAACAGCGGGGUCUGUUGUCUACAUUCAACCAGGCCUUUUCUGAAAUAGGCUCUAUUGCUGGGCCUCCUCUAGGUCAGUUUUUAUACAACUUAGGAGGGUUUUCUGCGCCUUUUUUCACCACCGGCUCGGCUGCAGUGUGUUUUGCGACAAUGAUGGCUCUGUUUUUGUUGCCGUAUUCAAAUGAAUCAAUCGAGAGUCAAAACAAGGAUGACGACAAGGCUGCCGAACUCACACGAUUGGCAGAAGACGUAGACGAAAAGAGUUCUUCCGAAAACGAAGAAAAAAUGAACAACCUUGACCAGAAAAAAACACCAUCAGACGAAAAACCCUUGAAACUACACAGACUUUUUCUAAAUAUUGAUGUAAUUCUGGGCAGCGCGCCUUUUAUUGCAAUCUCAAUCACUAUUGGGUUGCAGCGGGUCUUUUUAAACCCAAUCCUUCUGAACAUCUGCCAAAUUCCAGAAGAGAACAUGCAGUUUUACUUCAUGAUUAUACCUGCAGCAGCUAUAGGCGCUUCUUUCCUUGCUGGGCCGCUAGUUAAUAUCGGUUAUGUUUGGAGUUUCUACGUUACAAGUUCAAUUAUCGGCACGAUCGGCUGUUGUUUCAUGUGUGUUGUGGUGUUUUGUGAGUUGAGUCAUCUAGCUAAUCAAAUUCUGAUGGCACUAUCUUUGGUAUUUUUAGGCUAUUGUACAGCAGCAGCGUGGAUCUCGGAAAUGAUAGUUCUUGACAACAUGUUUGCCUUUUAUAGCCCAAUGGAUAAGGAUAAAAUGUAUCGAAUUGUAUUAUCAGUAUGGAACACCAGCAUUUGCUUCAAAGGGGGCAAAUGUUUGGGAUCUGCAUUCAUUGGCGGAAUUUUAUUUGACCACGGGGGUUAUGGUUCAGUUGUAAUAGUACAUACUAUUAUUUACGUUUCAAUGUUUCUUGGAUCUGUAAGAACGUUUUUUAAGUUUAGAAACUCAUUUUGAGCCCUAUACCAGACAAAAAAAUGAUCACUGUCAAAUUAACAAUUGAUAUUAACAAAUAAAUUAACAAAUAAUUAACAAAUAAUUGAUAAUAAA
This is a messenger RNA of Symsagittifera roscoffensis, 1819 nucleotides long. RefSeq lists its product as uncharacterized. NCBI's taxonomy places the organism in Eukaryota, Metazoa, Xenacoelomorpha, Acoela, Convolutidae. The record is from RefSeq and is a predicted model, not a curated record. Bases 350 to 1726 code for a protein of 458 amino acids. Gene Ontology annotation, molecular function: transmembrane transporter activity. Gene Ontology annotation, biological process: transmembrane transport. The transcript is spliced from 3 exons.